AUGGGCAAUCUAACCAGUCCUCUGUACCUACUCGGGCCUCCCCUCUUGCUGUUGGUCUCGAUACCUCUGGCCCUCUUAGCUACCGUUACGACGACCAUCGCCAUCAGCACCCUCGCUGUACGCGUAUCUAUCGUAUAUUUCGAGCUAGGAGUCGCCCUUUUCCACUCAUACCUCUUCCCUCCUCCCGUCAAAACCGUCCCGAAGCCACCGUCUCCUCGUCGUAUAUCUCCUCACCGCUCUCGUAAUCGCCGAAGCAGUGUCACCAGUACGACAUCGUCACAAGAUACUACUGUCCCUCAAACCCAUGGCCCGCGGUUACAUAAUAAGAGUGGAUCAUUUGCAUCUCUCAUUGGGACGAGCUCACCCACACGAGACUUCGAGGGUGUCGGUGGAUGGAGAGUACCCGGUGAUGAUGACGAAGAGGCACUAUGGAUGGGCAUGAACUCCAGGCUUGAACUUCCAGCUGUCAUGCCAAAGCGUAAACACCAGAGAAGUCUUACGGGAGGUAGCCAGAGAUGGAGCUGGAGCCCCGAGGCCAUGCGGAUGAGCCCUAUGCAGAGCCGAGCGAGGACGCCCGGGGACGAACGACCACUGGGAGACGAAUAUUUCCCUCUGCAACCCAAUACGAAGCCCUUUAGUACGGCGUCCGAUCCAGUAGGGAGGAGCGAUUAUGAUGGAGGGAGGAAAAGCAUGGGUGACAGUAGUUCCUCGAGCGCUGGCUCCAGCUCGAGGAGACCAAGUAUGGCGAUGAAGCAGGCUGGUGACUGAGACCUCAACCAAUCAUAGCUGUAAUAUGUGCGAACUACAGUUGCAUUAGCAUACGGCACAUCUUCAAAGAUACUCGUAGAAACCUGAGAC
Molecule: messenger RNA, 858 nt
Organism: Lindgomyces ingoldianus
Lineage: Eukaryota; Fungi; Ascomycota; Dothideomycetes; Pleosporales; Lindgomycetaceae
Exons: 1
Coding region: 1-768 (255 amino acids)
Source: RefSeq, a predicted model, not a curated record